AUGAGGUGUUCUGGGAUUACCUCCAGCACUUUGUCAUGGUGUACAUCAGCUGAACAUCACCACCACGUGAAGCAGGUCCUUUGGAAGCUGAGAGAGCACCACCUCUAUCUCAAACUGGAGAAGUUCGAGGUUCACCAUUACUCUAUCCAGUUCAUGGGAUACGUCAUCGACCAUCAUGGAAUUCACAUGGACCAGAGGAAGGUACAAGUCAUCAAGGAAUGGCCGCAACCAAGCACCAUCAAAGAACUUCAACGAUUCCUGGGCUUUGUCAACUUCGAUCGCCGGUUCAUUUCCAAUUUCAGCCAAGUCUGUGCACCAAUCACCUCGCUACUCAGGAGUAAGCCCAAGUCUCUGUCCUGGACGCCUGUUGCCAUUGACGCUUUCCACCAGCUCAAAGAGGCAUUUUUAUGUAAACUGUUCAAAUGGUACUCUCCAGUAGGCAUUGCCUCCCUCAUCUGUGGGAAAAUUGCUGCUAUCGGUGACUUGGAAGUGGUGGCGAGGCAGCUCGGCAUGUACAUGGUCACGGUCAUAGUCGGUCUCAUCAUUCAUGGCGGGCUCAUCCUGCCAGUCAUAUUCUUCGCCGUGACUCGGAAAAACCCCUUCACGUUUUACUCUGGUAUCUUCCAGGCUUGGAUCACUGCUCUGGGAACGGCCAGCAGUGCUGGGACAUUGCCAGUGACGUUUCGUUGUCUGGAGGAGAAUCUAAAGAUUGACAAGCGUGUGACUCGCUUUGUGCUGCCCAUUGGAGCCACCAUAAACAUGGAUGGCACUGCACUCUAUGAGGCUGUAGCAGCCAUUUUCAUCGCUCAGAUGAAUGACAUUUCCCUAGAUGGAGGACAGAUUGUUACUGUUAGUAUGACAGCGACUUUGGCCAGUGUGGGAGCGGCCAGUAUUCCCAGUGCGGGUCUGGUCACCAUGUUGCUAAUCCUGACCGCUGUGGGCCUUCCAACUCAAGACAUCAGCCUGCUCGUUGCUGUCGAUUGGCUUCUUGACAGAAUGCGCACCUCCAUUAACGUCGUAGGCGACUCUUUCGGGGCAGGCAUUGUGGACCACCUAUCACGGGCAGAGCUUGCCGUGAUCGACGGGGACAUCCCUCUAUCAGACGAGGUGUUUGUCCCCCCUCCACCUCUCCUCACUGAAAUAGACCUCAUAGACCCUCUCAAACCGCCCGAACUGCCCCCUCGUUCCCCGCGGCCCCCAAAGCUCAACCAUCACGCCCCGUCUCUGACCCCUUCACAGUCUCAAUCGCACUCUAUCCCGCACUCGCCCCGUUCCAUCCGCUCUCCGUCACCUCACUCCAUCCGCUCACCCUCCCCUCGCUCCGUGUGCUCUCACUCCCCGAGGCCUUUCCGAACACAUUCCCCUCGUCUUUUAUGCAGGACGGAGCCUGGAUACUGCGCCCUGCCCACUCAUGACAACCAGAUUACCACUCUUCCCAGAGGUUUCCGAGAGAGAAGCAGAAACCGGGAAAGAGAGAGACUGCAGGAACGGGAACGGGAUAAAGGGAGCGAGACUGAGGAGGAUGAGGAGAAAGAAAGAAUGAUGGACGAGGCGAGCGACGGAGAAGAAAGUGACGACACGACGUACGACAGACACCACGCCAUCCCACCUUGUGACCUGCCCUGAACAAAACAGACAAAGCUUUACCACAUUUUCACAAUACUUCUUCUGUAUUUCAGAACCCACCUUUCUCGAUGAAAGCUGGCCUUUUUUGUUGUUUGGCAAAGACUUUGAGUACCUUGGUGUGUUGUGUGUUUGUUUUGCAUUGAGAAACUUGACAUAUGUGAAAGGAGUGUUCACUGGGCUUCACUAUGUUUCUUAGUAUCAGCUUUACAGUCUAGCAACAGUAACUGUUUGUAACUUAUAGCUAAUUUGCUUUUACAGCAUUUCAGUAAUAAACCGGAUGAAUGGUUUUGAGCAUGUAUUGCACAUGCUCUGCCAGUCUCGAUUUUAUUUAUUUGUUGACUUUCCUAUCAUAUAAUUUAUCUAGGCUACUGGGACACUGGUUAUAACACUGGAUGUCACUGUACUGCACUGUAAAACCCAGACUUACUCAAUGGUUCAGGGAAAAGAUAUAGCCUUGACUCAUUUGAGCUGCCUUAGUUUACUUUUAUAGUUGAGAUGUCCUCUGUUCAGUUGCCAGUGCAACAUAAACAGGCAUUUCAAAUGAGUCGAAGCAGUUGGUUCCUAUAAACAGUCCAAAGUUGUUCCAAAUCUCCUGUCCUAUGAUUUGUUGGGUUUUUCUUGCGAUGGUGGCGAGGACGUCACAAGCAGCUGUGAGUAAUAUGAGGCAGUUUCUUCCCGUACCCCUCAUGUUCUUUCCCUAUCCGCGUGUCUUAAAAAUGUGAAUCAUACACCGAAAACAUAAUUUGCAUGUACAGAUUUACCAAUACACUGUUUAGAUUAGUGGGUGUGACAUCGGGGUGUGACAAGCGCAGUUACACAAACCUGACGUAGUACUUUACUUUAGUACAACACACAGGUUGUCCACUCUCAUACUGUAUGAAUGACAGUGUAGUUCUCACUCACAUCCAGCCUGUUUCCACAAAUUAGAUAUUUUUUAAUCAAAAUAAUUUUUCUUACUUUACAACAU
This is a messenger RNA of Sinocyclocheilus grahami, 2593 nucleotides long. Its product is annotated as putative sodium-dependent excitatory amino acid transporter glt-3. Gene Ontology annotation, cellular component: plasma membrane. The transcript has 7 exons. Gene Ontology annotation, molecular function: L-glutamate transmembrane transporter activity; glutamate:sodium symporter activity; neutral L-amino acid transmembrane transporter activity. The coding region runs from base 1 to 1626 and encodes 541 amino acids. Gene Ontology annotation, biological process: L-aspartate transmembrane transport; L-glutamate import across plasma membrane. The record is from RefSeq and is a predicted model, not a curated record. NCBI's taxonomy places the organism in Eukaryota, Metazoa, Chordata, Actinopteri, Cypriniformes, Cyprinidae.